Messenger RNA from Python bivittatus (Burmese python), 3122 nucleotides. NCBI's taxonomy places the organism in Eukaryota, Metazoa, Chordata, Lepidosauria, Squamata, Pythonidae. The record is from RefSeq and is a predicted model, not a curated record.
UUCAUUUGUUUCAUUGCAGUUCUGUUUGUUGGCUCUGUCCCAGAUUUCCCAUUCCUUGGCACCCUCCAGAUGGAUGGACGUCAACUCCCAAAAAUCUCAGCAGUCACCACACUUCCGCGAGUUGAGGUCCACAUAUCUGGAAGGCCCCCAGGCUGGGAAGGCUGCUGGGGCUGAUUAUCUGCUCUGUCUCACUUGAGGUUUAAUUGGGAGAAACCAGAGGAAUGGAUCUUCGGUUGUUGCUGUUUACGUUGGCUCUGGUAUCUGCAAACAGUUCUUUUCCCACAACAAAACCUGCUUCACAGAAGCCACAGAUAAUUCAGUGUCGAUCACCUGAAAUGGAAACAUUUUCAUGUUACUGGACAACAGGCGAUUUUCCUCCUGAAUUUGCGCUGGGAAAAAUUAAACUACUAUAUUCAAGAAGGUUGACUGAGUGGGAAGAAUGGAAAGAAUGUCCUGAUUAUACAACUUCUGGUGAAAACAGCUGUUACUUCAAUACAUCCUUCACCUCCAUUUGGGUCCCUUAUCGUGUUCAGCUUCAUGCUGCAAAUCAGUCAUAUGAUGACAAAUACUUCCAGGUUGAUGAUAUAGUAAUUCCUGAUCCUCCAGUUGGGCUGAACUGGACAGUGCUGGACACCAGCCCAAUAGGCGUCUAUACUGAUAUUCAGGUUGCCUGGAAGCCUCCACCCUCUGCAGAUGUUCGGAAUGGAUGGAUCACACUACUCUAUCAGCUUCAGUACAAAGGAGUCAAUGAAACAAUAUGGCACGAGCUGGAUCCAAAACACACUACCAAAUUUCCAAUAUAUGCUUUGAAGACAUGCCAAGAUUAUGAGAUACGGGUUCGAGCAAAGGGAACACCUGCAAUUUUUGGCGAAUUCAGUGAAGUGCUCUAUGUGUCGUUUGGUUCAAAAGGACUAGUGCCAUGCGAGGAAGAAUUCCAGAUUCCUUGGCCUUUGGUGAUGGCCUUUGGGACACUUGGCCUAAUGGUGAUGCUGUCUCUUGUCCUCUUUUCCAAACAGCAAAAGUUGAAAAUAUUGAUCCUUCCUCCUGUUCCAGUGCCCAGAAUUAAAGGAAUUGAUCCAGACCUGUUAAAGAAAGGAAAACUGGAUGAAGUUAAUUCCAUCUUAGCCAGUCAUGGUAGCUACAUGCCCCAGCUUUACGGAGAUGACUCUUGGGUGGAAUUUAUUGAGCUGGAUAUUGAUGAAGCUGAAGAGAGAACUGAAGGAUCAGAUACUGAUAGGCUCCUUGGUGAUGUUCACAUGAAGUCUCAUGGCUGCCUUGCAGUGAGGGAUGAUGAUUCUGGACGGGCCAGCUGCUGUGAGCCUGAUAUCCCAGAGACUGAUUUCAGUGCAAGUGAUACAUGUGAUGGAACUUCAGAUAUUGAUCAGUCCAAAAAGGUAACUGAUAAAGAAGAGGAUCUCUUGUGCCUUGAUCAAAAAGACAGCGAAAAGUCAAUGCCAGGUCUUGAUGAUGUAUCUGCCCACUUGCUGUCGGAUGAUCCAACCAAAGAACAGGACCUAAAACCCCAUGUUCCUGCCACUGAGAUAACCAAUCCACCUGUCCAGACCCAGUUAAGCAAUCAAAGUUCAGUAGGAAACAUUGACUUUUACACACAGGUCAGCGACAUUACACCAAGAGGAAGUGUUGUGCUAUCCCCGGGACAAAAAAUUAAGAUGGGGAAAACCCAAAGUGAAGCUCAGAAAGAACCAGUUGCACAGUGUCAACCAACCUUGGCCACGGACAGUGCCUAUUUCUGUGAGUUGGAUGUGAAAAAGUGUGUCACUGUGACACCUCCCAAAGAGGAUGAGCCAGAAGUUCAAGUCCAGAGCUUUUUCGAGGAUGCUUACUUGACCACUGAUAGCCUUAUCACUCAUCCUGUGAGCCCUACUACAGUAGCAACAGCUGCAGAAGAAAAAGAGCCAGAAGGUUCUGAGAUACCUGUGGCAGACUAUACCUCCAUUCAUAUGGUACAGUCUCCACAAGGCCUUGUUCUCAAUGCUACAGCUCUCCCUGUGCCAGACAAAGAAUUCAUCAUGUCAUGUGGCUAUGUGAGCACAGAGCAACUUAACAAAAUCUUGCCAUAGCUUUCUUUUUCUUGAGUAUGUGGGAAACUGUAUCAUCCCUAGCUCCAUAAGGCCCAAUAUACAUAUAGAGUUCUUCAAGCACAGGGGUUUUCCAAUUCAUUUCAGUGUUACAGAAAGCUUCUGAUGUUUGCAGAACAUUUAUUAGUUAUUAUGUGAAUGGGGAGGCAAAUUCCCAAGAGGAAUUCUGUGUUCCUAUGCUUUAACCAGAGCCAAGAUGUCCAAUAGUUUCAGAUGGUUGGUGAUGAUGCAGCCCUUUCCACUUUCACCUGUGAUGUUGAGUCAAUCACAGUAUUGUCUUUGUGUCUUGUAAAUAUUGUCUUACAAAAUGUUGCUGGGGCUGGUUCAGUAGCGUGACUGUCUUUUGUUGUAGGUAUUGAUUUGGGCUUCACCCAAACACAUUGGAUGUCUGUGUCAUGCAUUGUAAAUCGUUUUUCUUCAAAAAGCUAAUAGUAAGUGUGGAAUUUUGUUUGUGUGCUUGUUUGAACAUUUUGAGAAGUUUAUACUGGGAAUUGGAGAAUGAAAGAUUAGAUAAAGAAGCAAAAAUAGUUUUGUUAAAUAAAGCAUUAUUAUGGUUAAUAUAAAUAUAAAUCUACUUUAAUACUUCAUAUAAGCAAGCAUGAAUAUUUUAUACUUAGACUGCACACUGUAGUUUAAUUAUUAUGAUCUGUCUAUGGAAUGUAUCUGCUGCAAUCAGUGUAGCAAUUACAAAAAGAAUAAGGAAAAAUAUUUUUAUACCUCCAUCAAAGCUAUAGAGAAUUUAAGUUGUGGCACUACUGGGGGUGGGGGGUGGGGUAUUCAUUUCUUAAAAGCACUAUUCAUACUUCUACAUUUUGUAGCAAACCACAAACACGUACAACAUUGAAUAUUUUUUACUGGCAUAUCAAUCUGUCGUACAAUUUUAUAGCAGUAAAACCUAAAAUGGAUUUGGAUUUUUCAGGGCUUUUUAGGAACACAGUUACAUUUUUUAUAACUAAAGGGUAAAUAGGUGAGUUGAUAGUAGUAUUCUUCACAACAAAACGUUUACAUCCUUUAAAGGUUAAA